AUUUUCAAUUCAAAAUCUCAUCACAAACAUUUAUUUCUGAAAAAUGGUUUCUGAGGAAACCUUACUCAUCCUAGGCCUCUUGGCCAUGGCUUCUCUCAUACCCUCUCAUGCGACUGCUAGGAUCCUUGCUCAGGCUCCUUCCAUGUCCUCUACAAAGGAGAAAAACGACAUCAAUGAUAUCAAACAUGGAGGAAAUCCAAGCAUAGGAAGCGCUUUUGGGGUCUGUUCAACACUAAAUUGCUUCAACUCGAGUCUUUCUCAGGAUGGACAAGGUGAUAAUGGGGGCGGCCAUCAAGGAGAUCAUUCUCAGGGUGGACCCGGUGAUAAUGGAGGCGACCAUGGAAAUGAUCAAUCAGGUAGAGGAUCUGGUGAUUAUGGAGAUAACCAUGGAGGUGAUAGGUCUGGCAAUGGAUCUGGCGAUAAUGGAGACAAUCAUGGAGGUGAUAGACAUGAUGGUGGAUCUGGUGAUAAUGGAGGCAAUCAUGGAGGUGAUAGACAUGGUGGUGGAUCCGGUGAUUAUGGAGGCGACCAUGGGGGUGAUAGACCUGGCGGUGGAUUCGGUGAUUAUGGAGGCAAUCAUGGAGGUGAUAGACCUGGCGGUGGAUCCAGUGAUUAUGGAGGCAAUCAUGGAGGUGAUAAUGGAGGAAACCAUGGAGGUGAAUCAAGUGGAGGAUCAAGUGAUCAUGGAGGAAACCAUGGAGGUGAAUCAGGCGGAGGAUCGGGUGAUUAUGGAGGCAACCAUGGAGGUAAUAGAACUAGCGGUGGACACAGUGAUUAUGGAGGUGACCAUGGAAGUGAUAAACCAGGAAGAGGAGCCAAUGAUUAUGGAGGUGACCAUGAAGGUAAUAGACCUGGCGGUGGGCAUGGUGAUUAUGGAGGCAACCAUGGAGGUGGUAAACCAAGCAGAGGACACGAUGAUUAUGGAGGAAACCAUGGAGGCAAUAAACCUAACGGUGGACACGGUUAUUACGGAGGGGACCAUGGAGAUGAUAAACCAGGCGAAAGAUCCGGUGAUUAUGGAGGCAACCAUGGAGGUGAAAAACCAGGCGAAGGAUCGGGUGAUUAUGGAAACAACCAUGGAGAUGAUAGACCUAGCAAUGGAUCUGGUGAUAAUGGAGGCAAUCAUGGAAGUGAUAGACAUGAUGGUGGAUCCGGUGAUUAUGGAGGCAACCAUGGAGGUGAUAGACCUGACGGUGGACACGGUGAUUAUGGAGGCAACCAUGGAAAUGAUAAACCACACAAAGGACACGGUGAUUCUGGAGGUGACCAUGAAGGAAAUAGACCUAGCGGUGGACGUGGUGAUUAUGGAGGCCACCAUGGAGGCGAUAAACAAAGCAGAGGACACAAUGAUUAUGGAGGCAACCAUGGAGGCGAUAAACCUGGCGGUGGACAAGGUGAUUAUGGAGGGGACCAUGGAGGUGAUAAACCAAGUGGAGGAUCCAGUGAUUAUGGAGGCAACCAUGGAGGUAAUAAACAUGGGGGAAGACCCGGUGACUAUGGGGGCAACCAUAAAGGUGAUAAACCAAGCGGAGGAUCCAGUGAUUAUGGAGGCAACCAUGGAGGUGAUAAACCAGGUGGAGGACCCGGUGAUUAUGGAGGCAACCAUGGAAGUGAUAAACCUGGUGAAGGACCCGGUGGCUAUGGAGGUGACCAUGGAGGUGAUAAACCUGGUGGACCUGGUGAUUAUGGACGCGACCAUGGAGGUGAUAGAGCUGGAGGUGGACCCGGUGACUAUGGAGGCAAUCAUGGAGGUGAUAAACCAGGCGGAGGAUCCAAUGAUUAUGGAGGUGACCACGGAGGUGAUAAACCUGGUGGUGGACCCGGUGAUUAUGGAGGCAACCAUGGAGGUGAUAAACCCGGUGGAGGUGAAUCAAGAAAUGGCAGACCAGGUAACUGUGGAGGCGGACUUGGAGGUGGUGAUUGUUGAAGCAGUCUUAUCGCUGGUUACAGUGGUGAAGCUCAUAGAGAUUAUGAUGACAAAUCGAGUGGUAAAUAAAAUGGAAACCCUCGUGGACUUGGUGUUAAGACCUAUCCGAGAAACCAUAAUAAAAUAAUGUGUGAGCAAGUUAUGUUAACUCCCAGAGAGUAUGUUGUUAUCCCUAUAUGAACACAAAGUAGUGGAAUGAUAUCCACCUCAUAGAACAUAUAUCAUUUAACCUAAAUAAUAUUGUUUCUUAUAUA
Messenger RNA from Vigna unguiculata (cowpea), 2181 nucleotides. RefSeq lists its product as uncharacterized. The record is from RefSeq and is a predicted model, not a curated record. NCBI's taxonomy places the organism in Eukaryota, Viridiplantae, Streptophyta, Magnoliopsida, Fabales, Fabaceae.